Letharia columbiana is the source of this 1635-nucleotide messenger RNA. RefSeq lists its product as uncharacterized. The record is from RefSeq and is a predicted model, not a curated record. The transcript has 5 exons. Gene Ontology annotation, molecular function: dynein heavy chain binding. Lineage: Eukaryota; Fungi; Ascomycota; Lecanoromycetes; Lecanorales; Parmeliaceae. Gene Ontology annotation, biological process: microtubule cytoskeleton organization; microtubule-based movement. Gene Ontology annotation, cellular component: centrosome; cytoplasmic dynein complex. The coding region runs from base 1 to 1635 and encodes 544 amino acids.
AUGAGCCGACAGUCGAAUUUCAGAGACCCAGUGCCCACGAGUAAGAGUAGAAAUGACAGGCCUCAAAGCAGUGGAGAGAGCGAGAAGGGCAUGUGGUCGUCCAUGCUGGACAGCGUUGCCAGGGGGAAGAAGCUGCCAGAGAAAGACUUGGUAGUCCUAGGAGGGACCCCGGACACACAGAAAGAGCUCCUUGAGAUCUUGUCCUCUGAUGCUCCCAAACGCCCUCAGGACCGGCAUAAGAGGAAGCCGGUGAUUGCCAAUGAAUUCGCCUUGGGAUAUACAUAUCAGGAUGUGCUAGAUGCAGAUCAAGAAGAUAUACUUGCCAGACUAUCAAUAUACUUCCUCCCUGAGUCUUCGCCUACCUUCGCCCCCCUCUUGAAACCGCUAUUUACACCACAAUCCAUACCAGAGACACUCUUGAUCAUACUACUUGACUGGAGCGAACCAUGGCGUUGGGUUCGGCAAAUAAAAAAUUGGAUUACGAUGAUACGAGACAUUACUUCGUCUCUCGGCGAUGCGCCUACGGAGUCAAUGGAGCGGACGAUGAAAGAGUGGCAGCAACGUAAAAGAGGGAUAUCGGCAUAUGAUACUGGGAGUACAGGCAACGAAGGCAGUGUGACUCUUCCAUUGAGCCAAGGGGAGUGGGAUGAGCCGCUAGGGCUGCCACUGUGUGUAGUCUGUCACGGAGCAGAUAAGGUCGAUGCCCUCGAAGUGGAGCACGGCUGGAAAGAAGAGGAGUUCGACUUCGUACUACAAUUCCUCCGCACCAUAUUGAUGAAGCAUGGUGCAUCCCUAAUAUACACCUCAACAUCCUCCCCAAACUCCCUCCCAACGCUCAUCCACUCCACACUAGGCAUACAUUCUCAGCUAAAAAAGCAAACCCUCAAGCACAACGUAAUUGACAGAGACAAAAUUCUUGUCCCACCAAAGUGGGAUUCAUGGGGCAAGAUACGCGUCUUACGCGAAGGUUUCGACGUCGAAGGCACAAGCAGCGGGUGGAGUAUUGACAUUGAAGCUUCUGUCUCUACAGCAGCCAAUGGCGAUACGGAAACCAACGACGCCGAACCAGACUCUUCAACAAGCCCAAAAGGCGCUGUCCUUCCCACCUACGAAUCCACCAUCCCUAAUCCUCACGCAUACUCAUCUAGCCAACUCAGCAAACCAGGCAUCGAAACAUCAACCCCAACAAACCAGGCAUUCCUCACAACUCAACUCGAAAUUCUCGAAAAGCUAAAGGCCGAGGAGGAAGCAGCCGCUGCUUCCUCCGAAAGGGACCCCAACAGCAGCACAUUCAGCAACGCUACCAACAAGCCCCACGACGAGCGCGUAAACGAGCAUAUAGGCCCCGUACAGGUCAACAUGGGAGGUAUACAAGUCGAUGCUGACGAUAUGCUUAAGAAGCUCAGAAGUAGGAAAGAGGGAGCGGAGGGUGACAGUAGGACGCCAGAGGCGAAUACCGAGAAGGCGAACAAGAGUCCGGAUGACAUGAAGAGGGAGAACGAAGCACUGAAUUCGUUCUUCGCGGGAUUGAUGAAAAGAGGAGCUAGUGGGACUCCGAGAGGUACGCCGGCGAAGAGGGAUGCGAGCAGGGAUAGUAGUGGUACGCCAAGUAAGAAGGCGGCUGCCAGGGAUUGA